CCAAUCGCAUUUGACAGAAGAAAUUCACAAAGCAAGCAAAGCAAACAAGUUCUGUGUUAUUUCUCUAUUUGUGUUGCUUUUGAAUAAGUAAUAAAUGGUCACGUUUUAAUGCACCAUUUUAGAAAUUAACGUAUUCGAGAAAAAUUACAGUUGUCAAUCAUGGCUGAUUCGGGAGUGGAUACCAGCAAUGAAAGUAGCGACAACCCAAUUUUCGACCAUUCGCAGUGUGUGUUGGAAUUUAAUCCUCGAGCAAUACCCAUCAAUCUCGCGGGGCAGCCCAUGCCCGUGGAGUUCUUAAGUGAACCUAAUCCACACGAUCACAUCGGUAAAAUCAAGUGUUCUACGAAAGGGAGACACUGCAGACUUAAGUAUCGUUACGGUGGGACAAUCUGCUCGUCUAGAAAUCAGAAACUUCGUUUCGCCGCCUCCACAAACAAUACAGAGCUCGUAGAGAAGUUGUUGCUGUUAGGGGCUGAUCCUAAUUCGUCAGAUGAGUUCAAAAGGAGCCCACUGCACCUGUCUUCGUGCCGCGGCUACGUGGACGUGGUAAGAACUUUGUUAAAACACGGCGCUAACCCGAAUAUCAAGGAUACCCUGGGCAACACCCCUCUCCAUCUCGCAGUUUGUAUGAAUCAUGUAAAAGUAGUGAUAGAAUUGCUGGACGCAGGCACUGAUGUGAGCUCACAUGAUAAUAACGGGCGAAACCCUAUUCAACUUGCACAGAGCAAGCUUAAGCUAAUCCAAAUGCGUCCUAGUGUCGCAGGGCACUUUGAGGAAACCAGGCAAUUGAUUGCUGACAUCUGUUUGGUAGUAGAAAUGAUGUUAAAGUUCAUGAGGAUGCAGAAAGCUGAUCCUGGCGAGCUGGAGUCUGUGCGGGAGAGAUUAGAGCGUGUCAGCACUCGGGAACAAGUGGACUGUGAAGUCCAGAAUCUACUUGACAGUCUAGACUCUUUGAAGCUCAGAUAAACGCAAAUUGCUUUACAGAAUAAGAAUGAAGACUGCUUACAAAUUAAUGGUAACUACUGCCUAACAUGAGCUCACAAUUUUACAGUAAAAUAGUGUGACUAAUGAUGUUAAAUAAUGUAUUGACAAAUGUAUGAGAUCCAACUGUAACAAACUUACAUAAACUGUAUUGAAUUUUUUUGAUCUCUACACUUAUUUUAGUAUCUCACCAUUGCUAAAAGUCUGAAUAUUUGGACAUACAUUUGCAUACAUUGGUUAAUUUUAUUUUGAUUUCAUGAAUAUGCACACACUCAAAGAUAUCUUAACAUCCAGUAUAUUUGCUAAUUUUAAUUGGUGUUAAGAUAUUUUAGUAAUGGAAUAAGAUAGUUAUAUUUACAGCUUACUGUAUAUCUAAAUCAUGGUGAAAUUCCACAUCAGUUGUAACAUGCUGCAUGCAUUCUACAUGUAGCUAUACAAUACAACAUCGGAGGCAACUUUCACUAAGAGUUAGUUCCAUCAGCUUUGGGGCAUCCCAAAUACACAAUGACUUCUCAUUGUAAAAACUUCCCACAAUGAUCAAUAGAUAAGUUAAGCAUAACUUACUUGCUAUAUAAAUUAUUUACUUACUGUUAGGCCUUACUUACUUUUGUAAGUCUUACUACUGUAGGUUUCAACUCCAACUUGUUGGAAUGAGAGAUGAAUUAUGUCCUGAAAUUUACCAUUGGGCAAACAGUAGUGGUUCUUUGGCUUAUUUUUUUUUAAACAUGCAAAAUUCGGUACUUUGUGUGAAAAUAGGUGGAAAUCUACUAAUGAUCUGGUGGACAGUCCACCACUGAGGGCCUAACAUGACCAUCGAAAAUCUUAAUUUCGUUAUCUGCCUCUAUCACUCUUGCAUAUUCAAACAUAUUGAGGCAAAUAAUAAAAAAAAAAUAAUGUUUGCAGUAGGCCUUUUGGUCCCUUUAGUAAAACUUACAAAUGUCAGUCUGACCUUAGGAUAACAAUUAUAAUUAUGUGUAACUUUUAAGUAAUAAAGUUUUAAGAAAUGCUACAAAUUGAGGUGAAGAUGACUAUUUAUAAAUAUGAUUACUUUUUAUUUGUACACUAGUAUAGUCAAUUUUCGGAUGAAUUUAAAUAACAUAAUGUUAUUUUAUAUUAUAGUUAUUUUAAUCGUAAAUAAAAUUUGUUAAUAGAUAAAUACAUCAUAAUAAUAAAGUUUUUGAAUUUAUUGAAAUGAAAAA
This is a messenger RNA of Cydia strobilella, 2180 nucleotides long. RefSeq names its product ankyrin repeat domain-containing protein 54-like. Gene Ontology annotation, cellular component: ciliary inversin compartment. Lineage: Eukaryota; Metazoa; Arthropoda; Insecta; Lepidoptera; Tortricidae. The record is from RefSeq and is a predicted model, not a curated record. Bases 160 to 966 code for a protein of 268 amino acids. Gene Ontology annotation, biological process: protein localization to ciliary inversin compartment. Gene Ontology annotation, molecular function: protein binding. The transcript is spliced from 2 exons.